UUUCAAAAGUUUGUUAGCCAAAACAAAAAUGAAGAUAUACAUUACACUGGUAGUGGCACUUUUUGGACUUUUUGGAAGAGUUCAAGCUUUUCCCGCAAAUAAUAUUAUUGGAGACUUAGAAGACGGAGAACCAUUAGUUUGGCCAAUUCCCCAACGAAAUGGAAGUAUCCUUUGGAUGUCUGAAAAUGAAGCCCAAACAAUUGCUCUAAGGACCGAAAACCAACCAUCAACAUUUGAAGCUAAAAAAUCAGAAAAUGUUCGUUUUUACUUGUACACUCAGAAAAAUAUCAAAAAACCAAUUGAAAUCUAUUUGAAUGAUUUGGAAGCCUUGAAAAAGUCAACUUUUGAUCCCAAGGAUCCAACAAGAUUUAUGAUUCAUGGCUGGGCAACCGAACACGAUCACGAAGACUUAUUUGCCGUUAAGAAAGCCCUCUUGCAAAAUGGUGAAAAGAGACAAUUUAACUUUAUAUCAGUUGACUGGAGUGUCUACAGUCACACAGCCAAUUACAUUUCAGCUAAGAACAAAACCUCCAAAGCUGGUGAAAUAGUUGCUGAAUUCAUCGAUUGGCUUCACAAUACAACAAGUAUGUCCUUUGAUACUUUAGCUGUUUAUGGACACAGUCUUGGAGCUCACGUUGCCGGUUUCACUGGAAAGAAUGUGAAAUUGGGAAAAAUCCAUACCAUUGUUGGCUUGGAUCCAGCAAUGCCAUUAUUUAGAUUUAGAAAGCCAGAAAAACGUUUGGCUAAAACUGAUGCAAAAUAUGUUGAAACUAUUCAAACUAAUGGUGGACUAUUGGGUUUCUAUAGUCCAAUUGGUCAAUCGGCAUUCUAUCCGAAUGGUGGAAAAUUGCAACCAGGCUGUGGAGAGGAUCGAUUGGGAUCAUGUUCGCAUGGUAGAUCGACAGCAUAUUUUGCUGAAGCCUUACGUCUUGGUGAUAGGAAUGGAUUGAAUGCGAUUGGUUGUAAGGAUUUUGAAAGGCUGAAAAAUGGCAAGUGUCGUCAGUUUGCUGUUAAACAACGUUUGGGUGAUCCAAAUAAUGCUAAUUUGUCAAAUGGAAUAUUCUAUUUGAAAACGAAUGCUGAUGCACCAUAUGGAUUAAAUGUUAAAUUUUGA
Molecule: messenger RNA, 1114 nt
Organism: Episyrphus balteatus (marmalade hoverfly)
Lineage: Eukaryota; Metazoa; Arthropoda; Insecta; Diptera; Syrphidae
Product: phospholipase A1-like
Exons: 3
Coding region: 29-1114 (361 amino acids)
Biological process (GO): lipid metabolic process
Molecular function (GO): lipase activity
Source: RefSeq, a predicted model, not a curated record